Messenger RNA from Chaetomium fimeti, 2007 nucleotides. RefSeq lists its product as uncharacterized. The transcript is spliced from 3 exons. Bases 1 to 2007 code for a protein of 668 amino acids. Lineage: Eukaryota; Fungi; Ascomycota; Sordariomycetes; Sordariales; Chaetomiaceae. The record is from RefSeq and is a predicted model, not a curated record.
AUGCAUCCAAGACUUGAACAAUGUUGGGAGUUGAAGACCGCGGGAAAGAAUAUGCGUGAUCUCGAAGCCGAGUAUCGCGCGGCUCAAGUACCUUCCGGGUUCUCCAAAACGGAGCCUAAACAUGGAGACCAGAAGACCUCCUACCACCCAGCAUCGAGCUCUCCCCGAAAGGCAAAACCGCCAACUGAUCCCGAAGCACUCAGGCUCGCGAUAGAAGCAAACAGAGCAGCUGAGGCUGCGAUCCGCAACGCCCCGAGGCGGUUUGACCAGGAUCCGAGAUAUCCCACCAAUCCCCCUUUCCGGAUGGUCGCCAAUCCUCGGCUGGGCCGCCCACCAAACGGGCAACAAGACUCAAUCGCUCCUGGUAACCAUCCGCCGACGGGGCCGCGUAACUACCGACCGGGGAGGUGGCAGUCGAAGCAUCAACAAUACAAUCACCACCAGCCAAACCAGCACCAGUUGAAACACCAGCAAUCAAAACCCCAGCACCCAAUACAGCAACGACCAAGACGACAGAUGCCGAAACGGGGCCAGGCCACCAACCAGACGUCGCGCAAGCAGCAACCGGGGAACCACCAGUCCAAAAAUAACCAGCCAGCAACCCGCCAAAGCCACCAUCAGCAAGGCCAUUCAUCGACCAGCCAUCUGUCAGAUAGCCACCCCGCGGCACAAGGCCCCAAUACCCAGGGCCGCAAUAAAAACAAGAACCGGCCCUCAGAGAGCCACACCACAUCAUCACCUCGGCAGCCCCCUCCCGAAAAAAAUCCGAACAAGCAGAGGCUCGGAGAGAGGAGACGCAGAGCCCAGACCCCGGCGGACCAGAAGUUGUCGGACCGAGACGAAGGCGGGCAGCCGGAUCCGAACGUCAGGCAUCCGCCGCAACUGAAAGAGGAGGAGUCCGAUUCUGAGCGGCUGCCGUACCUGCCGGCGCGGUUCCAGCCCAUCACCACCCGGGUCAGCCCAGAGACGCCUGCUGAGAUUCGCACCGCAGAGACGCCUCGCCAGCGCGAGGACCUCCCGACCUCGACUUCCUUUGAAGAUGGGCAAUUUCCGCGCUCGCCCUCUCUCAAAAGCUAUGCACUCGCAAUCUCGACUCCCGCCGGACAAUCCAGCCCGGCUGACCAUACCCCGCAGACUCCUACGUCCGCUCCCCAACUCGAAGUGGACAAAAUGCACGCGGCCCAGGCACCCGAAGAGACAAGCGCACUAGCGCGAGCGGUAGCGCUGGAGGUGACAGACAAACUCGAGGCCAUGCAGCUCAGUAUGGCCGAGCAGCUCCGAAAACACAACGAGCGGCAAAAGAAGCGGGUGAUCAAGCUCAAGAAGCAAACCAAGGUGCUCGCGGGGAAGGUAAAGAAGCAAACCAAGAUGCUGGAGCAGCAGCAGGCCUGGGUGGAGGCGCGGGGGCGAGCGGCGAGGAGGAUGGAGGAGAGACCGCAGCCGAGCCGGGCGACGGAGGAGUGGGAGUACAUCCACGCGCCGAUCGUUGGGCACAGCGACGACUCGACUGAUGAGACCUACGUCCUGUCCAGGGCCAGCAUCCUCCGCGAGAAGGAGGACGAAGAAGAGGACGAAGAAGACGAUGACGACGAUGAUGAUGACGGCAUCGAGGCUGACGUCGAGGACGUGCUUCCGUCCAUUGAGGCCCAGUCCGUUGAGCCGUCGACUCCCCGCCGAUGGAAGCGGGCGCGUGAGGCGGCGCAGCAGGGUCCCAGCCCGAGCCCGUCCAUUGAGGCCCGGUCCGUUGAGCCGUCGACUCCCCGCCGAUGGAAGCGGGCGCGUGAGGCGGCGCAGCAGGGUCCCAGCCCGAGCCCGGCCAAGAGGCGGCGUUUUGGCAAGGGGGAGAACCAGGAGACGCCUGUGGUGAACCUGGUGAACCAGGAGACGCCUGUGGUGAACCCUUAUCUGGGACGCAUCGCCCGCGAACAAGCUCGAUCUCGGGCUUUCAUGGCAGUAGCAGGGCUGUCGCGAGUGGGAACAUGUCGCUGUUUUGAUUUCGACGGGUAG